Messenger RNA from Penicillium coprophilum, 2292 nucleotides. RefSeq lists its product as uncharacterized. Lineage: Eukaryota; Fungi; Ascomycota; Eurotiomycetes; Eurotiales; Aspergillaceae. The transcript has 2 exons. The coding region runs from base 1 to 2292 and encodes 763 amino acids. The record is from RefSeq and is a predicted model, not a curated record.
AUGAGUGUUGUCGUCACUAGAACAGAGACCCCUGCGGUAUCUCAGAAUUCAAUCCCUGAAAAUCAUGUCGACUUUUCCGUCCAUUCAAAUGCCUCCCGAACCUCCUCGAUAUCAUCUUACAGAACCAAUUAUAGCGCCUCAACCGCGCCCACCACAUACUCUCCAUCUUCCCCAUCCUCAUCUUACCGACAAUCGGACUCAGUCAAUUCUUUCACCAAAUUAUCCGAACCCAUUCAACGCCGAGUACCCCACGAGGUCUACGAAGUGAUCAUCCGCCAUCUAGAGGAGUUACACAAAGGGCAGCAUCAAACAGGAUGUACCACGUGUUUUCAACGCGACUUACACGCCUUAUCCUUGACCUGUCGGUCUUGGGAAAAGGCGGUUAGAGGUCCUCUAUACCACAGUAUACACAUUGUCGGAAAUGAUUCCCCGGCCCAACUCAAGAAAUAUCGUCUGAAGAGAGGGAGUCGCCUGAAGCUUCUGAGACGAACCCUCCGUGAACGAAAGUUGCUGGCUAAUCUUGUAUACGAACUACGGGUGCCCCAAUUAGAUUUGCUCUUUACCACGACGAAGCAAGGUACGCAAUGGCAGGAGUACCGAGACCUGGUAGCGUCUGUCGUUAUGGUGUGCCCAAACUUGGAGCGCCUGUUAGGCCUGUCUAUCCCAUAUCACCAUGAAUUCGAUCGUCUGACCCAUGCGUUGUCGACCCGCAAAAAGCUCAAAGAGCACACGUGGGUUUUGGGCGAGGCUGCACAAGCAUCGGAGCUGUCACCACGCGACGACUCCUGUCCUGGGAGCCUUGGUCCCUCCCAGAUGUUUGAGUUUCUGAAUUACCACACCUCGUGGACAAGUCUGGAGACACUAAUGCUUUACGGGUUGAACGGAAAUGGCGCAUUGGAGCCUAGCAUCUCCCUGCGCAUAUUCAAUCUUCUUCCCUCAUUGCGCAAUCUUUGCAUAACCUCCUUCAACAAAGACUCCUUCGACAAUAGCACAUUGAUGUGUCUGCCACCAUUGGAGUCGCUAAGGUUGGAGAAUCUGCCCGGGGUUACAGAUGCUGGUCUCUCGCAGUAUACGACACGACCUGAAUCACUCUCCCUCAAAACACUCGUCUUGAUCGAGCAGAACAUCGAGUCACUUCUAGUCAUUUCUAAAAUUCUCGCGUCACUGCGACAACUUGAAAGGUUCAAGGUAGUCCAGACCGAAAAGUGCCCAACUUUGCCAGAUGAACAUAUGAUUUUCCAGCCUAUCCUAGCUUCAUCGACCCUGAAAUAUCUUCACUGGGAUGUGGCAUGCCCAGACCCAGACACAGCCCUCACCCAGCUUGACACACUCCCUUUCCAUAAAUCCACAAAAUUCUCUAAUACCCCCAACUCUCAUCUUGCUCAAAGCAUAAUCUCCGGGGGCUUUCCUCAAUUGGAAGCUCUUCGCGCACCCUCCGACGUGGAGCCCCCAGGAGCGCUCCAAGCUGUCUGCCGGCCUAUAUUGAAGGGUCAAGCCUUACUCCGACCAGACCGGUACAGCUUGCCCCGCAGCUCUCACGGUUCUGUGAAUACUCGACCGCUCGCUCUGCCGGCGGGGAAUAAUCUGACGUCAGCUCGAAUCCGUGCGCAGACAUUCAUCGACAUGGCCGCCAAGGACACCGAGGCCGGCAUGCAGGUUCUGAUCCAGGAUUACUCGGAUGCGUUUGUGCCGGACAACGCUCAGAAUUCGCAAUUCGAGGAUGAGCCCGACCAGGAAAUGGACGAUUACGGGAUUUGGGCUGCCUAUGAGCGCUUCAGACAUGAGGACAAUGACCACAGCGGCCCCAAAACGAUCUACGAGUUUCGUAUGCCAACCUUGAUGGGCCGUAGUGGCUUCAGGGAUCCGGCAACUGGUGCAUCGAUUCCUCACUUCGUUCUCCGUCCUGAUAUCACCGGCCAGGAGUUAGACGGUGGCUUGAUUGGGUGGAAGCAAGUGCUAGCUUCGAACCAGUCACUGUCAUAUGCUGCCGGAGUAGGUGUCAACUGCUUUGGCAGCGGAAACCAUUCCAUCCCACCUCCAGAAGAGCCCAUGUCGCCCGCAUCCACCAUUUCUAGAUUUGGCUGGGGAAGUCUGAGUGGACGAUCUGUAAUGGGUACAUCUCCAACGACACCAAUCACGCCUCUGAGCAGUGUAAUGGGCUCGGCCUUGCCUUGGGACAAGGAUACCUGUACUGGGACCUGGAAUCACAAGAUGGGCCGGGACUGGUGGUUCCAUAUGGAGCGCGAUCGUCCGUCCAACUCUGAGCUCGUCGACGUGAAACAACUUUUCUAA